This is a messenger RNA of Pollicipes pollicipes, 925 nucleotides long. RefSeq lists its product as uncharacterized. Gene Ontology annotation, biological process: tRNA processing. The transcript is spliced from 2 exons. Gene Ontology annotation, cellular component: nucleolar ribonuclease P complex. Lineage: Eukaryota; Metazoa; Arthropoda; Thecostraca; Pollicipedomorpha; Pollicipedidae. Bases 106 to 663 code for a protein of 185 amino acids. The record is from RefSeq and is a predicted model, not a curated record.
AGCAGAGCAGCGCCAAUUGUGAACGUCGUAUUGGUGCGGUCGGCGUUAGACAUUUCGGAUGAAGCCAUACUGUAUGGGUUUAUAAACAUCACGCAGCCGGCGGUGAUGGCCCGUGUCGGCCUGGACAACUUCCAGCGGGCCAGCUACCUGUACCAGCUGGCGUGGGCGGCGCUGCGGGCCGAGCCGGGCCGGCCAGCCGCCUCACGUCUCUACGCCCACAUGCUGGCCACCUUCUCGCAGAAGGCCGUGCUGCGUCUGGAGCGGCGGCUGAAGCGCACCGCCUGCCGGGCCUGCCACGCGCUGCUCGCGCCCGGCGUCACGUGCACGGUGCGCACGCGCUCGCGGCCGCAGCGCUGCCAGGUGUGGACGUGUCGGGCGUGUGGCCAGAACCGCCGCUUCCCGUGCCCGCGGCCGGCCGGCGGGCGUCGCCAGUCGGCAGCACAGCAGCGGGCGGCAGGCGGCGCUGCACAGGAGCUGGCGGGGUCGGCGGGGCAGCGGCUGGAGAACGGCGACAGGCGACGGCUCGAUGCGGAGGGUGUGCAGACCGAAGACGAUCAUGGACGGCCGACCGAGAGACAACCGGAGCUGGAAGAGGCGCGAGUUAGAGAAGAGCAGCUGCCAGAGGCGACGGAGCGGAACUCUGCACUGGUGCCCGGGCAUUAGUCAGCAAUGCGUCAUCACUCGGAGCGCCGCUGCGCACUGGUCGUCAGCGGGCUGAUGGCAUGCGAGAGCCCACGCUUGCUAUAGCUCUGUCGCUAUUGGUGCUGUUCACCUUAAAACCACCGAGUUAGCCUGCUGUGGUCCACAGUGUGGACGAUCUCGCCUUAUACGACUGCUGAAUGCGUCCCGGUUUAUGCUCGGUUUCGUGAAAGUCGAUGAACGUGCCAGCUUGCUCGCAGAGUAUCAAUACCACGCGCGCAUCUGA